This is a messenger RNA of Ostertagia ostertagi, 681 nucleotides long. The record is from the annotation of a GenBank genome assembly. Lineage: Eukaryota; Metazoa; Nematoda; Chromadorea; Rhabditida; Trichostrongylidae.
UUUUAUCUUGAUGUCUUUAUUAGGCCAUCCGUCCGUUGCGCUCAAGUAAUUGAGCUACCAGCCGCGCCUAUUAGUCAAAUUGUCUGGGAUCGUACAACAACGAAUGUUUUGCUGGCCGUGUCACCCAAUAGCAACAAAAUAAUGGUAAGCAAACAUGACAGCACCCAGGUUAAAACUACCAACUCUAGAGUUUACGACCGUAGCACGUGGCGUGAGGAGCGGUGGAGUGGCCUGGCAGGUCGAGCAGUUAGCGCUGUCUGGUCGCCAUCAGGAGAUUCCUUAGUGUUCUCCUCAGAGGACAGCUAUCAGAUCUAUGCGAUUUCAUUUGUGGCAAAGAAUGAAAUUAAUGAAGACGGAAUCUCUGAAGCACGGUGGACUGGUGACACUUGUGCCGUUCCAAUAUUCGAUGUGUCACCGGUGGAGUUUGACCCGUCAGAGCUUGAGGUAGAUGGAGCUGUCGAAAGAGAAAUUGUUACAAUUGGUGGAAAGAUUCAUAAUUUGACGUUGAGCCCUGAUGGACAAAGAUUGGCAGUCAGUUUCAAAGGUAUUUUUUAUUUGAUAGAUUAUUGUCUUCUCAUCGUAACCAUGGGACGUAUUUUAUUUUUUUCUUCUGACUCAAACCACCUGAGCUGCAAGCGCCGGCAUCCAGUAGCGCCAAAACACAUUGGAUCAACCAGUUAA